Molecule: messenger RNA, 1344 nt
Organism: Maudiozyma saulgeensis
Lineage: Eukaryota; Fungi; Ascomycota; Saccharomycetes; Saccharomycetales; Saccharomycetaceae
Source: the annotation of a GenBank genome assembly
AUGAACGCACUGGUACGACAUAGAAUGGUAAGAUGUAUUACCACAGUGAGAAAUCCGAUAUUUAUAAAUGGAUUCCUACAUACUAGAUCAUUUUCUUCAUAUGGUGAUCAAUUGUGCUUCCAAAAUGACUCAUUUAAAUUGAAAGAGGAUAAUAAAGUUUGGGAUACCGUUGAAGAUAAAUUAAAGGUUUACAAAUUGAAAUAUGUUGACUUGCAAGGUAAAAUGGAUAAAUAUAAGAAUCAAAUAUUUUCACAGGUUAAUGUAAUUAAAAAAUCAAUUAAUGAAGCAAAUAAAAAAAUUGAAGAACAAGAGAAAGAAGGUGCUGAUGAAAAAUUGAACUUUAAGAGAAAUGCUCAAACUAGCGAUGAUAUUAUAGGAUUACCAUCAGAUAGAGAAUUGAAUCGAAAACAAUGGAAAAGAAAAUUAGAAUUUUAUUUGGAUUCUUUACAAGAGACAAUUUUUACUGCCACAAGGGCAUUAAAUGAUGUUACUGGUUAUUCAAGUAUUCAAACUUUAAGAAACUCUAUAACAAUAAUGGAAAAACAAUUAGAUGUUGCUAAGCAAGAUGUUAAAAAUUAUAAAUCUCAAUAUGAUAAUGCAAUUGACUCUAGAGCAACUUCUCAAAAACAAUUAAAUGAAUUGUUACAAAGGAAAAGUUCAUGGACCCCACAAGAAUUAAAACAAUUCACUGAUUUAUAUCAAGCUGAUGCAACCAAUUCACAAAAUGAAAAAAAAUUAAAAGCUAAAUUAAUUGAAUUGGAGGCAAAAGAAAUUAAAUUAGAAGAUGAAUUAUAUAGAGCAAUUUUAACUAGGUAUCAUGAAGAACAAAUUUGGUCAGAUAAAAUUAGAAGAACAUCAACUUGGGGUACUUUCUUUCUAAUGGGUAUGAAUAUCAUACUGUUCUUAGUAUUCCAAUUGUUAUUAGAACCCUGGAAAAGAAGAAGAUUAACACGUUCAUUUGAAGAUAAAGUUAAAACUGCCUUACAAAAUUAUUCUCACGAGCAGAAUGAAAAUACUUUAGAACUUUUAAAACAGCAUAACAUUUUGACGACGACGAAAAAAGAAGAAGGAAAUCUCGAUAUUGAGCCUGAUAGUACACCAAGUUCAUUGCUAUCGGAAAACACAAGCACAGAUAUACCAUCCGAGUCAGAAGGGACUACUAAUACAGACUAUUCAUUUCCAAACAUACUGGCCAAAGUGAAACAUUUUGGAAUUAAACUAAUGAGUUUAUCCUCUAUUCAAGGUACUAAUGAAAUUCUUUUAUCGAAUGCAGAAUUUUAUAUAUAUUCUUCCUGUCUCAUAGCAGUUGGUGCACUCAUAAAUGGUAUAUUUUCUAAUAAUUAA